UCGCGCGGAGACGGGAUGCUCCCGGCCGCCGAGAUCGGCAAGGCGCCGGCAGCCCCGUGCUGCUCUGAAAGUGGUAACGAAAGGAAGGACGUCGAGGAGAAAAAUGACAUAAAUAUUGCAGCUCUUUUUGGAAAUGAACAAGUCAGUGAAGAUACAGAUAAUGGUGAUCUCACUUCCUACGUGUCUGCAUUUAUAGAAAAAGAAGUUGGAAAUGACCUUAAAUCUUUAAAGAAACUUGAUAAACUCAUAGAACAGAUGACAGAAAAUAAAAUGCAGUUAGAAGAACAGGUACUUACAAUUUCAUCAGAAAUCCCUAAAAGAAUUCAGAGUGCCUUAAAAAAUGCAGAAGAAUCAAAGCAAUUUCUUAAUCAGUUUCUGGAGCAAGAAACUCAUCUCUUCAGUUCCAUUAACAGCCAUUUGCUGACCGCACAGCCCUGGAUGGAAGAUCUGGGGGCCAUGAUUAACCAAAUUGAAGAGAUUGAGCGCCAUCUUGCUUACCUUAAAUGGAUUUCACAAAUUGAAGAACUAAGUGAUAACAUUCAGCAAUAUCUGAUGACCAAUAACGUCCCAGAGGCAGCCUCUACUCUGGUGUCUAUGGUGGAACUUGACAUCAAGCUUCAGGAAUCAUCUUGUGCUCAUCUUCUUGCUUUCACGAGAGCCACUGUUAAAUUCUGGCAUAAGAUCCUCAAGGACAAACUUACAAGUGAUUUUGAGGAAGUUUUAGCCCAGCUUCACUGGCCAUUCAUCACACCCCCCCAGUCUCAGACUGUUGGCUUGAGUCGCCCAGCAGGUGCCCCUGAGAUAUACAGUAACCUGGAGACACUGUUUUGCCAGCUUCUGAAACUGCAGACCUCAGAUGAAUUACUUACUGAGCCAAAACAACUUCCAGAAAAAUACUGUCUUCCUGCAUCCCCGUCUGUCAUCCUGCCCAUCCAGAUUAUGCUGACUCCCCUUCAGAAAAGGUUCAGGUAUCACUUCCGAGGGAACCGACAGACUAAUGUUAUAAGCAAGCCUGAAUGGUACUUGGCUCAGGUACUUAUGUGGAUUGGGAAUCACACUCAGUUUCUGGAUGAGAAGAUUCAGCCAAUAUUAGACAAAGUAGGCCCUUCGGUAAAUGCAAGGCUUGAAUUUUCCCGGGGCCUCAUGAUGCUCGUUCUUGAGAAGUUAGCUGCAGACAUCCCAUGUCUGCUCUAUGAUGACAAUCUCUUCUGUCAUCUGGUGGAUGAGGUGCUUUUGUUCGAAAGGGAGCUGCACAGUCUUUAUGGCUAUCCCAGCACUUUUGCCAACUGUAUGCAUAUUCUGUCAGAGGACACCUGUUUUCAGAGGUGGUUGACUGUGGAGAGAAAAUUUGCUCUUCAAAAAAUGGACUCAAUGCUUUCAUCAGAAGCUGCUUGGAUAUCCCAAUAUAAGGAUAUCACUGAUGUGGACGAGAUGAAAGUUCCAGACUGUGCAGAAACUUUUAUGACGCUACUCUUGGUUAUAACUGACAGAUAUAAAAAUCUUCCCACAGCUUCCAGAAAGCUACAGUUCCUGGAGUUACAGAAGGACUUAGUAGAUGAUUUCAGGAUACGGUUAACUCAGGUGAUGAAAGAAGAGACUAGAGCUUCCCUUGGCUUUCGAUACUGUGCAAUUCUCAAUGCUGUGAACUAUAUCUCAACAGUACUAGCAGACUGGGCUGACAAUGUUUUCUUCCUGCAACUUCAGCAGGCAGCACUGGAGGUCUUUGCAGACAAUAACACCCUCAGUAAAUUGCAGCUGGGACAGCUGGCCUCUAUGGAGAGUUCUGUCUUUGAUGACAUGAUUAACCUACUGGAGCGUUUAAAGCAUGACAUGUUGACCCGCCAAGUAGACCAUGUUUUUAGAGAAGUUAAAGAUGCUGCAAAAUUGUAUAAAAAAGAAAGGUGGCUGUCGCUGCCGUCGCAGUCGGAGCAGGCGGUGAUGUCCCUGUCCAGCUCGGCCUGCCCGCUGCUGCUCACCGUGAGAGACCGCUUACUCCAGCUGGAGGAGCAGCUUUGCUUCUCCUUGUUCACAGUCUUCUGGCAGGUGCUUGUGGAGAAGCUGGAUGUGUACAUCUACCAAGAAAUUGUUCUUGCCAAUCAUUUCAACGAGGGAGGGGCAGCUCAGCUCCAGUUUGAUAUGACUCGGAACCUGUUCCCCCUGUUCUCCCGCUAUUGCAAGAGGCCAGAAAAUUACUUCAAACAUGUCAAAGAAGCGUGUAUUGUUUUGAAUCUGAACAUUGGCUCUGCCCUCCUUCUGAAAGACGUCCUGCAGUCAGCCUCAGGGCAGCCUCCUGCCACCGAGGCCUUAAACGAAGUUGGAAUUUACAAACUGGCUCAACAAGAUGUUGAGAUUCUACUUAAUUUGAGGACAAACUGGCCUAACACGGGAAAAUAA
Messenger RNA from Puma concolor (puma), 2394 nucleotides. It is a transcript of the gene RINT1, whose product is annotated as RAD50 interactor 1. Gene Ontology annotation, cellular component: Dsl1/NZR complex. The record is from RefSeq and is a predicted model, not a curated record. Lineage: Eukaryota; Metazoa; Chordata; Mammalia; Carnivora; Felidae. Gene Ontology annotation, biological process: endoplasmic reticulum to Golgi vesicle-mediated transport; regulation of ER to Golgi vesicle-mediated transport; retrograde vesicle-mediated transport, Golgi to endoplasmic reticulum.